This is a messenger RNA of Brachypodium distachyon (stiff brome), 1486 nucleotides long. Its product is annotated as GDSL esterase/lipase At4g10955. The coding region runs from base 212 to 1252 and encodes 346 amino acids. Gene Ontology annotation, biological process: lipid metabolic process. The transcript has 3 exons. The record is from RefSeq and is a predicted model, not a curated record. NCBI's taxonomy places the organism in Eukaryota, Viridiplantae, Streptophyta, Magnoliopsida, Poales, Poaceae.
CUCUCUCGCUCUCGUUGUCUUCCUUUUCCUGGAACCGGCGUCAGAAACUCAAAAUUAGACAAGUUAACUGUUAGCGUGAGAUCUGUCCGCGCCCCCGUCCUCAUUUCCGACUCCCGCCUCCUACCAACCCGUCCUCAUCCGUGUUCGUCGAGUGUUAUGUUUCUCUUCGUAACCAAAGUCAAUCAACAGAAGAGCAGCCUUAUAUAGCCAAAUGGCUGUGGAGAGAGAUAUCUUUGGUAUCUCAGGGCCGACAUAUCUGAAUCCUGUUAACUGGAACUGCGAAGAUAACAGGAGAUCUGUGGCUGCAUGCUUAGUUCAGGCUGUAUAUAUUCUGGAGAGGGACCGGCAACUAGAACGUCAAUCUGUUGAAGCCUUGGCGCCUCCUUGGUGGGAGUUCUUCCAUUUUGAGAUGAUCCGCAGGCUUGUCGAUGAUGCUGACUUGUCUAUAUUUGGUGCAAUAUUUGAAUUCAAUCCUCCUUCAAGUAUAGAAGCUUCUACCCAAAAUGCGCCUAGAUUUGUCCUUGCGAUCAGAGGCACUAUAACCGAGAAGGAAACCAUCUCCAGAGAUCUUUCCCUUGACCUCCACCUUGUUCAGAAUGGCCUCCAUAGGACCUCAAGAUUCACAAUUGCGAUGCAAGCUGUUCAAAACAUAGCCUCAGUCUUCCCUGGGUCCACAAUCUGGCUAGCAGGUCACUCCCUGGGUGCAGGUAUGGCCAUCCUUACUGGAAGAAACAUGGUUAAGAAGGGCGCACUUUUGGAAAGCUUUCUCUUCAAUCCACCUUUUGUCGCCGCUCCGAUAGAGAGAAUCAAGGAUGAGAGAGUAAAACACGGUUUCCGCAUUGCAAGAAGCGUAAUUACCGCCGGCCUAACUAUUGCAAUGAAAGCGAAAACUGAGGGGAACAACCAGAGGUCUGUUGCAGAAGAAUCUUUCAAUAUUCUGUCAUCAUGGACGCCAUAUCUGUUUGUCAAUCCAGGAGACCAUAUAUGUUCAGAAUACAUCGGGUAUUUCCAGCAUCGGAAGAACAUGGAGGAUCUCGGCGCUGGAUUUAUCGAGAAGCUCGCCACACAGAAUUCAAUUGGAGACCUGUUCUACAAGGCAUUAGGGUGGGAAUCAGAACCACUGCACCUUCUUCCAUCUGCAGACUUGAUUGUCAACGUGAGCCCUUCACCGGACUUCAAAUAUGCUCAUGGCAUCAGCCAGUGGUGGCAACCUGAGCUGAACCUGCAAUGCAAUAAAUAUCGGUACGCUUAGGUCCGUGAUAUUGGAAAUGUUGUUGUCUCAACAGUACCAUAGCUGCCUUUCGGAUCUCUCCAUUUGUUCAUAAGGUUCAUUCAAUUUAUAUGUUUUGGUUGAUAUACAUACUUUGGUAGAUUGUUUAAGCCCUAUUACUGACGGCUGCGUCAAAUCUGUUGAUAUUUGAAACAAAAUGAUGGCCGUCUGUAGUUGGCUUGCCUGUGGUUCUGAACCUAGAUUUGAAGUUGGUCA